UCUCCGUGAGAUGAUAACCCAAUCCUACUCUAACCUCACGCACGCACGCGCCCAACUCAGAACAUCUGAAGUAUUGUCUUAUCUCCUUCACUAGAUACUCUCUCACCCCCUGAUCUUCAGCUAGCCGCUUCUCCACCCAUAUCCCCCACCGCCGGCAGACUCGCGUCGACCAGCGCGUCCCCCGCCGCCAUUAAUCCAGCAGCCGCCACCACUAACAUGGCCGCAUGGCCGCCCCUCGAGCUCCCAUCGAAGGAGAGGAAGAACACCGCAGAGCAGCCGCAGGGGAGCUCGUGGAGCGUGCGACGCGGGCGAGCCGAUGGGCGCGCGGGGCGUUGCUGUCAAGGGCGGCAUACGGGAGCUGGCCGGGGGCACGACAGGCUGUCGGCCAGGGCGGCGCGGGAAGCCGACGCCACCCACCCGAGUAUAUGCGGCCUGCCUCCCCCGACCAUCCAACCAAGUACGCGACGGACCUCCACCCUCGCUCGUCGUCGGCGAUGGCAUCGUCCAGCUGCGGCAUGGCUGCGCCAGGAGAUCUCCGUUACAGGGUUAGCGGCUUAGCGCGCACAGGCAUGAUCCGUAAUAGCCAAGAACUAUGCUGGUGGAGCAGUUCUUCGUGCCGCUCGUCGGCAGGGAUGCCAGAUCCGCUGGCUCCCUCGCGCAUCCAUCUAGCAGAGGCGUUCUCACUUUCUAAUCGAUCCCAGACGGUGGCGCUUACUCAGCCAUCAGGCAGGUGGCGACGGCGCUGUACGUGUGGCGCGCAUCGCCCAGAAGCCUGUUCGACGCCCUGGUUGAAGGCGGCGAGGAGCUUGGCGCAGAGCCGCAGAGGGUAUCGUACCUGGAGGAGCGCGGCGGCACGCGCGUACCGCUACCCGGCGUGCGAUCCCGCAGGCCAGUACCUUGGGAUGGAGCCACUCACGGACAGCUCCGUGUUGUCCAUCCUCAACAGGAACCUCGUCGGCGGCCUGUAGGUGCUGCAGCGAGACGGACCAAUCUCGAGGUGGUACGGGGUGCGCCCGGUGGAGGGGAUGCUCGUGGUGAACCUCGACGACAUGAUGCAGACCAUGAGCGGCGGCGCGUACCGGAGCGGGUUGCGGUGGCGGAGCCCCGCGAUGAUGGAGAGCUCGGAGAGGAACUCGGCCCGCGCCUAGGCGUUGGUGCCGUUGCAGACGACGCCGAACGCGUCGUUCCCGAUGGCGCGCAACGCAUCCAAGCCCGCGUGGCGGCGCUCCUCCUUGUAGGUGAACUCCCGCGGCGAGCGUGCCAUGGUCGCCGCCGACAGCAUGUUGUUCCGCUUGGUGGCCGAUCUCCAAUUAAAUUACUCCUUUUCCGUUCAUUAGUAUACAACUACUCAAUGGCCAAUUGCUAUUUAAAAACAAGACAGUGAUUAAUCUAGUCUGUACUGCUGUAGCGAAGUGGUGUGUGGGGGUUGGCAUUUGGACUUGCAUGGAGCGGCCGGCCUGCAGUCGAUGCUUUCGAUGAGAAAAAACUAGCACCAAUAAUUAGCUUGGCAGCUACAGUGGUCUAUAAAGAGGGAACAACAGACAAAAGCAGAUUCCUA
Lolium perenne is the source of this 1558-nucleotide messenger RNA. RefSeq lists its product as uncharacterized. The record is from RefSeq and is a predicted model, not a curated record. NCBI's taxonomy places the organism in Eukaryota, Viridiplantae, Streptophyta, Magnoliopsida, Poales, Poaceae.